This is a messenger RNA of Xenia sp. Carnegie-2017, 621 nucleotides long. Its product is annotated as mitochondrial pyruvate carrier 1-like. Gene Ontology annotation, biological process: pyruvate import into mitochondria. The record is from RefSeq and is a predicted model, not a curated record. The transcript is spliced from 6 exons. Lineage: Eukaryota; Metazoa; Cnidaria; Anthozoa; Malacalcyonacea; Xeniidae. Bases 114 to 446 code for a protein of 110 amino acids. Gene Ontology annotation, cellular component: mitochondrial inner membrane.
GGUUUUGUUAAAGUCAACUUAUUUUACGUGGACGCCGGUCUUGGAAAGAGUAUAGUAUUUUAGAACGAUUAGUGCAAAGUCGCUUUCGUCUUUUUGCCCUUUUAAAUCAAAAUAUGGCAUCGAGGAUGAUUGGUAACUUGUUUGCAAGGAUAAGAAGUAAAGAAUUUCGUUCAUAUUUAAUGAGUACGCAUUUCUGGGGUCCUGUUGCAAACUGGGGCAUACCUUUGGCAGCAAUGGCAGAUAUGAAGAAAGAUCCCAAAUACAUCAGUGGAAAAAUGACGUCCGCAUUAUGUGUUUAUUCUGCAUUGUUCAUGAGGUUUGCAUGGAAAGUCCAACCUCGUAACCUUUUGCUAUUGGCAUGCCACAUGACCAAUGAAACUUGUCAACUAAUACAGCUUGGAAGAUGGGCAAAUUACGAGCAUGCCAAACCAGUAGAACCUUUGUGAAACAAACAGAUAUGUAUUAAAACUAUCACAUAUAUAUAGUAAAACUAAUUCAUAUCACUUCAGAGUCUAAUGUAUCUGAAUAUGGGAAGUCUUGUCUUGUGGGAUGUUGUAAACGCAUCAAAAAACUUACCUACCUUAGAUUAAUAUGAUGAAUUAAAUUUUUUUUGUAAUAUAA